This is a messenger RNA of Condylura cristata (star-nosed mole), 1518 nucleotides long. It is a transcript of the gene THOC3, whose product is annotated as THO complex 3. Gene Ontology annotation, molecular function: protein binding. Gene Ontology annotation, biological process: mRNA export from nucleus. Gene Ontology annotation, cellular component: THO complex part of transcription export complex. The record is from RefSeq and is a predicted model, not a curated record. The transcript has 6 exons. Lineage: Eukaryota; Metazoa; Chordata; Mammalia; Eulipotyphla; Talpidae. Bases 21 to 1148 code for a protein of 375 amino acids.
GCGGCUGCUCUGCGGAGCGCAUGCGUCCGGCGGCGGCGGCAGGACUGACUGCCUCAGGGGGUCGGUGGCGUGCCGGCGUCCGGGAGCUCAGCAUGGCUGUCCCCGCGGCGGCCAUGGGGCCCUCUGCACUGGGCCAGAGCGGCCCCGGCUCGUUGGCCCCCUGGUGCUCAGUGACCAGUGGGCCGACGCGCUACGUGCUCGGAAUGCAGGAGUUGUUCCGGGGCCACAGCAAGACGCGCGAGUUCCCGGCGCACAGCGCCAAGGUGCAUUCAGUGGCCUGGAGCUGCGACGGGCGGCGCCUGGCCUCGGGGUCCUUCGACAAGACCGCCAGCGUCUUCUUGCUGGAGAAGGACCGGUUGGUCAAAGAAAACAAUUAUCGAGGACAUGGAGAUAGUGUGGACCAGCUUUGUUGGCAUCCAAGUAAUCCUGAUCUCUUUGUUACUGCAUCUGGAGACAAAACCAUUCGCAUCUGGGAUGUGAGGACUACAAAAUGCAUUGCCACUGUGAACACUAAAGGGGAGAACAUUAAUAUCUGCUGGAGUCCCGAUGGGCAGACCAUUGCUGUAGGCAACAAGGAUGACGUGGUGACCUUUAUUGAUGCCAAGACACAUCGUUCCAAAGCAGAAGAGCAGUUCAAGUUUGAGGUUAAUGAAAUUUCCUGGAACAACGACAAUAACAUGUUCUUCCUCACAAAUGGCAAUGGCUGCAUCAACAUUCUCAGCUACCCAGAGCUGAAACCUGUGCAGUCCAUCAACGCCCAUCCCUCCAACUGCAUCUGUAUCAAGUUUGACCCAAUGGGGAAGUACUUUGCCACAGGAAGUGCAGAUGCUUUGGUCAGUCUCUGGGAUGUAGAUGAGUUAGUGUGUGUGCGGUGCUUUUCUAGAUUGGAUUGGCCUGUGAGGACCCUCAGUUUUAGCCAUGAUGGGAAAAUGCUGGCCUCAGCAUCGGAAGAUCAUUUCAUUGACAUUGCUGAAGUAGAGACAGGAGACAAGCUAUGGGAGGUGCAGUGUGAAUCCCCGACCUUCACUGUGGCUUGGCAUCCCAAGAGGCCUCUGCUGGCAUUUGCCUGUGAUGACAAAGAUGGCAAAUAUGACAGCAGCCGGGAAGCAGGGACUGUGAAGCUGUUUGGGCUUCCUAAUGAUUCCUGAUAGGGGGCCUGGCGUGGGGAGAGGUGGCCCUAGCAGAGGUCUUCUGUAUCACUGGCUUGUCUGUUCUCUUGGAAUUGGUGGGCACAUGAAGUAUUUGUAAUUGGUGUAAGUUAUAAAAAUCUUGUCAGACUGCCUGUUCCAGUUCCUGUGCUCUGUGCUACAUUAGCUGUUUUCAUUCUUCCCCCCACGUGAGGGCUCUGCUGUGUGCUGAUGAGAGCCGUCCAUCUUGUUCUUGGGGUUUCCGCUGGUGGACUUUGUUGGGCUUACUUAAUUGGUUUGGAGGGUGGGUGAUGAAGGGUGAAAUGGGGGUGGAGCUUUUUAUAACUGAAAAAUAUAACUGAGAAUCGAAUAUUUAAUAAAAUCGACUUUU